Molecule: messenger RNA, 300 nt
Organism: Talaromyces atroroseus
Lineage: Eukaryota; Fungi; Ascomycota; Eurotiomycetes; Eurotiales; Trichocomaceae
Exons: 3
Coding region: 1-300 (99 amino acids)
Source: RefSeq, a predicted model, not a curated record
AUGGAUCACGACGGCCAGUUCUUCACAGAAAUUAUUACCGAGAUUGAUCCUGAUGCGAUGGCUGAUAAACCAAGCCCUCAGUGCCUACAACAAAUUUCAGGCAAGUGUUUCCAGUACGAACACUUCGACUGGUGUCUCAGCCACCAGAGACUGGCUAUCACAGAUCACGAGUCGGUCUAUGAAGCCAGCGUCAUGAAUGUAUAUUCUUCGAUUGAAGAAUAUCAACGGUUCCUGGAAGACCUCUACAAUAAUUUCGAACAACAGCUGAAUGAAGCAAAGAGUGAGAAACUUUCCUCCUGA